ACUUUCAUUUCAGGAAGUCGGCACGAUGUCUUUUUUCACGCUUGACGAUCGAACCUUUGGCAAGAUUCGCGUCGGAGGCCAAGAGGCGGCUCGCAUGGAGUGAAGGCGCGUCGAGAGAACGUCGUCGCCUUUGGCUUUUGAGAGCGAGCGCCGACGAUGGACCGGCCGCUGGUCACAGCUGGCCGGGCCCUGCUCUGCUGCUUUUUGCUUUCCUCCGCGGCUCUGCCGCGAAAGGUAUUUUCCAGUGCCAGCACAGUUUCCCUGCCUGAAAGUUUGCUGUUCGUGUCCACCCUGGAUGGAAAUCUGCAUGCUGUGAGCAAGAAGUCCGGUUCCAUCAAAUGGACGUUGAAAGAAGAUCCAGUUCUUCAGGUCCCCACGCAUGUUGCAGAGCCGGCCUUUCUGCCCGACCCCAAUGACGGCAGUUUGUAUUCUCUUGGUGGAAAGAACAACGAAGGCCUCACUAAAUUGCCUUUCACUAUUCCGGAGUUGGUGCAAGCGUCUCCCUGCCGCAGUUCCGAUGGGAUCCUUUACAUGGGCAAGAAGCAGGACCUGUGGCACGUGGUGGACCUGCUGACUGGCGAGAAGCAGCAGACGCUGACGUCGUCCUUUGCCGACGUGCUGUGCCCGUCCUCAUCUCUGCUCUAUCUGGGACGCACAGAAUACACCAUCACCAUGUACGACACCAAAAGCCGAGAGCUGCGCUGGAACGCCACCUACUCGGACUACGCCUCCACGCUUCCUGACGACGACGACGCCAAGUACAAGAUGGCCCAUUUCGUGUCUAACGGCGACGGCCUGGUGGUGACGGUGGACAGCGACUCCGGCGAUGUCCAGUGGGUCCAGAACUACGACUCGCCGGUGGUGGCCAUGUACAUCUGGCAGCGCGAGGGCCUCCGCAAAGUGGCCCACACCAACGUUGCCGUGGAAACGCUGCGCUACCUCACCUUCAUGUCUGGAGAGGUGGGCCGCAUCACCCAGUGGCGCUACCCCUUCCCCAAGGAGAAGAGGAAGCCCGACAAUAAAUUAAUGGACACUUUGUAUGUGGGUAAAUACUCGACCAGCUUGUAUGCGUCGCCCUCCCUGGUGCAUGACGGCGUCACAGUGGUGCCUCGAGGCAGCACGUUCCCCAUGCUGGAAGGUCCAGACGGGCAGGAGACGGACGAGGACAAAGAGUGCGUCAUCACGCCCAGCACCAGCGUCAAGUUCAGCGCUGCGCUCCGCCAGCGAAACCGCGUCAACUACAUGCGCAACUACCUGCUCCUCAUCGGUCAUCAUGAGACGCCUCCUGAAGCUCACAACAAGAUCCUGGAAAGAUUCCCUGACAGCUUUCCCCGUAACCAGGGCAACGUCAUUCCGCCUACCAGCAGCAAGAAACCCGAGGAUAAUGUGAAGAAUGUUGCCAUGGAUGACAUUCCGCCUUCUCCCAUGCCGGAAGUAUCGGUUCCAGAACCCGGGCUGAGCGGUCGCCCCGGGCGCCCGGAAGCCCCCGUGGACUCCAUGCUGAAGGACAUGGCCACCAUCAUCUUUUGCACCUUUCUGCUGGCGGGCUGGGUGGCCUUUGUCAUCACGUACCCCAAGAGCGUCCAGAAGCAGCAACAGCAGCAGCAUCAGGAGUUCCAAAGGCAGAUGGAGGAGCGCUUGGAGAUGCUGCAGCGGCAGCAGCCUUUCCCCCCUGCCGACGCGGCGCUUCCUCUGGUCCCGGACGGCGACUACCUGGAAGCGGCUCGCGCUCGCUCGGAAUGCUCGGACCACAGCAGCCCCAACGUCACCCCGCGUGCGUCCAACCACUCCAAUCUCUCCGUUUCGGAGCUGGGCAGCUCUGCCAAUGAACACGAGGAAGGAGACGACGACUCCAACGUCGUCAGAGUGGGCAACAUAACCUUCCAUCCCAAACAGGUGUUGGGCCACGGUGCUGAAGGGACCAUCGUCUACAAGGGGCAGUUUGACAACCGGCCGGUGGCGGUGAAAAGAAUCCUCCCGGAGUGCUUCAGCUUCGCAGACCGCGAAGUUCAGCUGCUGCGGGAGUCGGACGAGCACCCGAACGUCAUCCGCUACUUCUGCACCGAGAGGGACCGGCAGUUCCAGUACAUCGCCAUCGAGCUGUGCGCCGCCUCCCUUCAAGAGUACGUGGAGGUGAAGGAUUUCGACCGACACGGACUGGAGCCCGUUCCGCUGCUUCAGCAGGCCGUGUCCGGACUGGCUCAUCUGCACUCGCUCAACAUAGUUCACCGAGACCUGAAACCUCACAACAUCCUGGUGUCCGUGCCGAACGCCCACGGGCGGGUCCGGGCCAUGAUCUCGGACUUCGGCCUGUGCAAGAAGUUGGGGGUGGGCCGGCACAGUUUCAGCAGGAGGUCCGGCGUGCCGGGGACGGAGGGCUGGAUCGCUCCCGAGGUGCUCAGCGAGGACUGCGCGAACAACCCGACCUGCGCCGUUGAUAUCUUCUCUGCCGGAUGCGUCUUUUACUACGUGGUGUCUCAGGGCUGCCACCCGUUCGGCAAAUCCCUGCAGAGGCAAGCCAACAUCCUGCUGGGAACGUACAACCUGGACCGUCUGCAAACCGACACGCACGGCGACAUCGCAGCUCAAGACCUGAUCGAGCAGAUGUUGAGCAUGGAGCCUCAUCUGAGGCCCUCGGCGGAGUGCGUCCUCAAACAUCCGUUCUUCUGGAGCCUGGAGAAGGAACUGCAGUUCUUCCAGGACGUCAGCGACAGAAUCGAGAAGGAGCCGCUGGACGGAGCCAUCGUGAGGCGGCUGGAGCGAGGAGGGCGGGCCGUGGUCAAGAGUGACUGGAGGGAGCACAUCACAGUGCAGCUGCAGACGGACCUGAGAAGGUUUCGUUCCUACAAAGGCGGCUCAGUCCGAGACCUCCUUCGUGCGAUGAGGAACAAGAAACAUCAUUACCGGGAGUUGCCCGCCGACGUCCAGGAGACUUUGGGCUCCAUCCCGGACGACUUUGUUUCCUACUUCACGUCCCGUUUCCCGCACCUGCUGAUGCACACGUACCUGGCCAUGCGGACCUGCGCCGCCGAGAGGCUUUUCCUGCCUUAUUAUUCCAAAAUGGCAAAAGUGGACCACGCGUCACAACCUCAAGAAUCCACACAUGCGUCGCAGGUGCAGGUGCAGGUGCAGGUGGGACACGAGCCCGCCGCCUCUUCAGACUCGCCGGCCGAGACCGCCGAACCGUCGCCGUUGGACCCGCGCUGUCGGUCGCUCGCCUCGGAACCCGGUCCCGACGGGUCCGACCCAGCGGACACGCGGCCCGCGGACGGCGGAGCGGCGUGAACGCGUUCGUCCGGCACAGGAAGUGGGGGCGGUUGGGGGCUUCUCCUUAAAUGUCGCUGGCCAAUCGCUGCUUUUGUGCGCCGGCGGCGACCGGGCCUGCAGCGCCCGGGAGCCGCUCGCCCGCAACGGCAUCUGCGCCCCGAAUUUAAUAAGUGCCUUCCUUAACAGAACCAUUUGCAAGUUGGGCAACUCGAUGGAUUUCGUGUCGUAGCUGAACUGAGCGUUCAUAUAAAGUCCAAAAAUAGUAUUUGUCCCAAAAAUGUCCGGCCUUCUAUGGUGGGAAUUGUUGACAGUUAUUGUUCUACAGGUAUUGUGCAAUGCUGUAUUUUAUCGGUGAGUUUGUUCACUGCGCAGAUACUGUAUGAAUAUUUUUUUAUGAAUUUGAACCAUCUGGCAGAUGUGCCUUUUUAUAUGUGUAUAUAUAUAUAUAUAUAUAUAUAUAUAUAUAUACAUGACAAAAGGAAAAAAAACCAAGACGUGUCACUGUGCUGUAUGGCUCAAACUGAAAUCCGCUAAUAAUGCUGUCGGCGCUUUUUUUUUUUUUUUUUUUUUUUUUCGUUAAUCAAGACUUGUGUGGAUGGGCUGGCAACCGACUGUCCUCUGAGGUUUUCAGGAUCGGAAUGUUGCGGUGCAGGUUUAUUUUAUUUUUUUUAAUUAUUAUUAUUAUUAUUUUUUAACUGAUGUGAUUGUUCAACCUUUUGACUUUGUCGGUCAGUCUGCAGAGAGCUUGUGCUUUGGAGCUUUCCACGUCUAAAUGAAGUUGGUGACUUGCACAUUAAAUUCUAUUUUGUUUUUUUUCUAAAUCGACUUUGUUUUCUCUCAGUUUGCAUACUUGCAGCUUUGGUUCUUUUUGACGCUGGAAGCAUGAGAUGCGACAAUUCCGGGGUGGAGUCCGUCCGCCCUUUUCCCCAAAUCAUCUGGAAGAAGAGCACCCGGAACACGAUAACAAAUACGCAAAAUGGAAACAAGCCACGUAAAUACAAAAUCUUAUAGACACUGCAUAGAUUAAUUGUGGCAUUCAGCCCUCUCACGAACCACUGGACAUAUGUUAUAUAUUGGCUUUGAAUAUCUACACGUAAAAAAAAAAAAAAAAAAAAAAAACAGAUUGUAAAAGUUAUUUUUUUUUAAAUGUCAUUAUUACUUUCGUAGUAAACUAAUGUGGCGGCAAGUUGGCAUCGGGGGAUAAUUUAGAG
Syngnathoides biaculeatus (alligator pipefish) is the source of this 4478-nucleotide messenger RNA. RefSeq names its product serine/threonine-protein kinase/endoribonuclease IRE1-like. The record is from RefSeq and is a predicted model, not a curated record. Gene Ontology annotation, biological process: protein phosphorylation; intrinsic apoptotic signaling pathway in response to endoplasmic reticulum stress; IRE1-mediated unfolded protein response. NCBI's taxonomy places the organism in Eukaryota, Metazoa, Chordata, Actinopteri, Syngnathiformes, Syngnathidae. Gene Ontology annotation, molecular function: protein serine/threonine kinase activity; ATP binding; RNA endonuclease activity. The transcript is spliced from 22 exons. Bases 157 to 3285 code for a protein of 1042 amino acids. Gene Ontology annotation, cellular component: IRE1-TRAF2-ASK1 complex.